GACGCUGCGCAUGGACCGAGUCAGAGGCGUGGACGCGCUCCGGCAGGCGCGCUCCCCGACCGUCGGUAUAAAACUGAAGCGCCAGGUUCUCUCAAAGCUCUACGCGAGGCAGGCGGUAGGCGCGUACCACUUUCGAGCUCUUCCAAUAAAGUGCCAAAUAGGAGUAAAGAUGUACAGAACUACAAGGUCCCCAAUGAUGCAGCCGCUGGUCAACUCAGGAAUGGGCAUGGCUCCUUUCUUCAAGGUGACUGUGUUCGAGCAGGAGCAUUUCCAGGGCAAGUGCCUGGAGUUCACCUCCGAGUGCUGCAACAUCCAGGACUGCGGACUGGACAACAUCCGCUCCAUCAGGGUGGAGAGUGGAGCCUGGGUGGGUUUUGAGCACCACGACUUCCAGGGCCAGCAGUUCAUCCUGGAGAGAGGAGAGUACCCCCACUGGGACGCUUACAGUGGCUCCAUCUCCUACCAUGUGGAGCGCCUCAUGUCUCUGCGCCCAAUCUACUGCGCUUCCCACCAGAGCAGUCGCAUGGUCAUCUUUGAGAGGGAGAACUUCAUGGGCCGCAGCGUGGAGAUCUGUGAUGAUUACCCCUCUCUGCAGGCCAUGGGCUGGAUGAUGCCUGAAGUUGGCUCCAUGCAUGUGCAGUGCGGCGCCUUUGUGUGCUACCAGUACCCUGGCUACAGGGGCCAGCAGUACAUCAUGGAGUGUGAGAGACACAGUGGAGACUACCAGCACUGGAGGAACUGGGGCUCCCACUGUCAGACCCCUCAGAUCCAGUCCAUCAGGCGUAUCCAGCACUGAGAGGAGGACAGGCUGAGACUGAGACAGCAGCUCCCCUCCACCCCCUCCCUUCAUCCCCAAAACCCCCUUCCCCCUCUUUCUUUCUUUCUCUCUUCAAUCCUUUCCUUCCUCUUGACUUGAGCCGCAACAGCCGCCCCAACACCACUACUGAUUUACAGCCGCUGCCAGAGUGUGAUAAGAGACAAUAUCGCACUGUUAAAGCACAGGGAAACACACGCUCCACCACACACACACAUGCUGACAUAACUGACACUCACACAGUGUCUUUUUAUUUGGUUUAGAGGUCCCUACACACUCACACACAAACACACACCUGCGCUGCACUCCUCACCUGAGCUGGGCGAUGAGCAGAGCGACUCCUCAGCAAGCUGGAACCAAACAGAGGGGGGAGAUGAAGCUCCAACGUGGCGCUGUGAGCGGGAAACCUCCCCAGCAGUCUCCUCAGUGCAGCCGACUGUGCUGUGGUGCAGCUCAGAUGUGUUUUGUUGUUGUGUGUAGGAGGUUGAUCCACAGGUUGAUAACUAAUAAACUCAUUUUCACUUCA
Molecule: messenger RNA, 1340 nt
Organism: Epinephelus fuscoguttatus (brown-marbled grouper)
Lineage: Eukaryota; Metazoa; Chordata; Actinopteri; Perciformes; Serranidae
Product: beta-crystallin A1-like
Exons: 6
Coding region: 11-796 (261 amino acids)
Biological process (GO): lens development in camera-type eye; visual perception
Molecular function (GO): structural constituent of eye lens
Source: RefSeq, a predicted model, not a curated record